This is a messenger RNA of Venturia canescens, 2459 nucleotides long. RefSeq names its product 1,4-alpha-glucan-branching enzyme (gene AGBE). Gene Ontology annotation, molecular function: cation binding; 1,4-alpha-glucan branching enzyme activity; hydrolase activity, hydrolyzing O-glycosyl compounds. The record is from RefSeq and is a predicted model, not a curated record. The coding region runs from base 97 to 2181 and encodes 694 amino acids. Gene Ontology annotation, cellular component: cytoplasm. The transcript is spliced from 9 exons. Lineage: Eukaryota; Metazoa; Arthropoda; Insecta; Hymenoptera; Ichneumonidae. Gene Ontology annotation, biological process: glycogen biosynthetic process.
UAUGUCAUUCAUCCGAUUGCUAUCGUGCCGGUAGCAUACCUCGCAACUGUGCUUUCGUCUGUUUGUUUAUAAUUUUCAUAUAAAGUUGAAAUAAAAAUGGGUGGGAAAUGGUCCAGCAUGGACCCUUCGAAAAUUGAAGUUCCAGAAAUUACUAAUUUACUGGAAAGAGAUCCCUAUUUAGAACCGUACGAGACGGAAAUUCGAAAAAGAUAUGCCCUGUUCAAAGAUUAUCUCGAAAAGAUAGAAACUGGAGACGGUAGUCUAUGCAAAUUUUCUAAAGCUUAUAAUGAUUUUGGUAUUCACAUUAACGAUGACAACAGUGUAAGAGCUCUGGAAUGGGCACCUGGUGCCGAAGAACUUUUCCUCACUGGAGAUUUUAACAAUUGGGACAGAACCAAAAAUUCAUAUAAAAAAUUAGAAUUUGGAAAAUGGGAGUUGAAGCUGCCCCCGAACGCAGAUGGAACUUGUCCGAUCAAACACCUUUCAGAAGUAAAAGUUAUUGUGAAAAAUCACAAUGGCGAAUUGUUGGAGCGCCUAAGUCCAUGGGCCACAUAUGUAACUCAACCGGAGGAUCGUAGCCAAGGAGUUACAUACAAACAACGAAUUUGGCAUCCACCAAGAAAUGAGGUUUACAAGUUCAAACAUCCAAAACCAAAACGACCAGCAAGCCUAAGAAUUUAUGAAUGUCACGUCGGUAUUGCAACUCAAGAAUUGCGAGUUGGUACUUAUCUCGAAUUUGCCAAAGAUACUAUACCACGAAUCGUCAAGCAAGGAUAUAAUGCCAUUCAGCUUAUGGCGAUAAUGGAACAUGCUUAUUACGCAAGUUUCGGAUAUCAGGUGACGUCGUUUUAUGCUGCUUCCUCGAGAUACGGUACGCCGGAGCAACUCAAAGAAUUGAUAGACGUCGCCCACCAGCACGGACUCUACGUUCUAUUGGACAUGGUCCAAUCUCACGCAUCAAAAAAUACCCUGGACGGUUUAAAUAUGUUCGACGGUACCGAUGCAUGUUUCUUUCAUUCCGGAAGCCGAGGUGAACAUCCGCUCUGGGACAGCAGAUUGUUCAAUUACGGAGAUUACGACGUGCUAAGAUUUUUGCUCUCGAAUUUGCGAUGGUACAUUGAAGAAUACGGAUUCGACGGAUUCAGAUUUGAUGGAGUCACAUCGAUGUUGUAUCACUCUCGAGGAGUCGGGCAGGGAUUCAGCGGCCACUAUGACGAAUAUUAUGGCCUCAAUGUGGACGUCGAAGGUGUAGUUUAUCUGAUGAUAGCUAAUUACAUGCUGCACUUCCUUUAUCCCGAGAUGGUAACAAUAGCAGAGGACGUGAGUGGUAUGCCAGCAUCUUGCAGACCUGUGGACGAGGGUGGUUUGGGCUUUGAUUAUCGUCUUGCAAUGGCAAUACCAGACAAGUGGAUCAAAUUGUUGAAAGAAAUAAAGGACGAAGACUGGAAAAUGGGCGACAUAGUUUGGGUAUUAACGAAUCGUCGGUGGAUGGAAAAAACAGUUUCUUAUUCAGAGUCGCACGAUCAGGCUCUCGUCGGUGACAAAACCAUUGCGUUCUGGCUCAUGGAUAAAGAUAUGUACACUCACAUGAGCGUCGUUAGCCCACCAAACCCCGUUAUCAGCCGGGGUAUCGCGCUCCAUAAUAUCAUCAGGCUCAUCACUCACGUUCUUGGUGGUGAAGCUUAUCUGAACUUUAUGGGCAAUGAGUUCGGCCAUCCGGAAUGGCUCGACUUUCCUCGUGUGGGUAACAAUGACAGUUACCAUUACGCUAGACGGCAAUGGAAUUUAGUUGACGACGAUUUGUUGAAGUACAAAUUCAUGAACAAUUGGGAUCGUGAAAUGAAUUUACUGGAAGAAAAAUAUGGAUGGCUUCAUUCCGAACCUGCCUACGUUAGCUGGAAACACGAGGAUGACAAAGUGAUCGUUUGCGAAAGAGCUGGUCUCGUCUUCGUUUUCAAUUUUCAUACGACCAAAUCUUUUCCCGAUUAUCCCGUUGGAGUUUACAAUCCGGGCACGUACAGAAUCGUCCUCAGCAGCGACGAUUCACAAUUCGGGGGUGAAACUCGACUCGAUUCUAAAGUCGAUCAUUUCACAAAACCUGAACCGUAUUCCGAUCGUCCGCACCGCAUGUUGAUCUAUACUCCAUGCCGUACAGCCGUUGUUUAUGCCCGAACGUCUUGAAUAAUUGACCGAUGAUUAUACCAAGCAUAACCGGAGGGCCUGAAAAAGAGCGUUGUGACGUUUGUUUACAACUGAUCAUGUUUUUUUCCAUAAUACUCUUUUAUAGAUCAUAGUUUAAUCGUAUUUUAUCAAAAACCAAAAAGAAAUCGAUAUUUUUUAUAGAAUGUUGUUAUACAAUCAUACUCAGCGUGUUCAAAGCUCUUUAUGCAUGUUAGUUUAUUUGCACAAUAAAAACCGUUUUUCAAAAAAGAACAAAUAAAAUUGUAGAGAAACGAUUA